Thlaspi arvense is the source of this 1365-nucleotide messenger RNA. The record is from the annotation of a GenBank genome assembly. NCBI's taxonomy places the organism in Eukaryota, Viridiplantae, Streptophyta, Magnoliopsida, Brassicales, Brassicaceae.
AUGACAACUUUCGAUCAGCUGAACAAAGAUGUCAACAACAAUGAGCUGGAGAGCAGCAAGUUUCUCACAUUUGCUGACGUUCCAUCAGGCCUCUUGGAAGCAAUAAUGUCUUAUCUUUCGUACAAAGAUAGCAUUCGUGCAUCCGCUGUCUGCAAGGCAUGGCGUAAAGCUGCUGUAGCUGUUCGGGUCGCUGAAAAGUAUCCAUGGGUUGUCUCAUUUCCUAAACGUGGAGACUCCGUUUAUCUGUUCGAUCCAUUGGAGAGGAAGAUGUACACACUGAAUCUGCCCGAGAUAGCUGGAACCAAUGUUUGUUGCUCCAAAGACGGAUGGUUGCUUAUGCGCCGAUCAAGCUUUGUGGACUUGUUCUUCUUCAACCCGUAUACACGGGAGCUCAUAAGCUUGCCAAAGUGUGAGCUGUCGUUUCAGGCUAUUGCUUUCUCCUCUGCCCCUACGUCAGGUACUUGUGUGGUGGUUGCGUUAAGACCUGUUAGGAGAGAUGCCAUUGCUAUCAGCAUUUGGAAUCUUGGAGCAUGUGAGUGGGUUGCUAAGGAGUUCACUUGCUCUCUUGGGUUUGACCCCUACAUGCAUAGCAACCUUCUCUAUGCCAAUGAUCACUUCUAUUGCUUUGACUUGGGAGGUGUUUUACUUAGCUUUGAUCCGGCUUCUAGCACAGUGAAUUGUGAAUCAUGGGAUGAACAUAGAUGCCCUUAUCUUCAUAAUGAUGAAUGGUUGGGUCUGCCCAAGAGAAUCUACUUGGUGGAGCAGAGAGGAGAGCUCUUUCUCAUGUAUACGUGCGGCAAUGAGAGGCCAAUGGUGUAUAAAUUAGUCUCUUCGAAAUGGGAGGAGAUCUCUAGUGCUGCUGCUCUCAACGGCUUGACAAUCUUUGCGAGUCUCUACUCCUCAGAGACUAGAGUGGAUGUCCCAGUGAUGAGGAACCGUGUGUACUUCCCACGGUACGGUUUACAUAACAACCAGUGUGUAUCCUACUCCUUUGAUCAAGGCAGGUUCUAUCCGCGUAAGCCGCUCUUAAAACCAAUAAAUUUAUGGGGAAUGCAGCCAGAAUUAUGUCCUCUUCAGAGUAUUUGGAUCGAGCCACCGUCAAAGACGUUCUUAGACGGUCUUAUGUGAAAAGGCUAAGUGACAGUGAAGGCAAAAAAGGUAACUUACUUUUCGCUUUGGGGUUCAUGUAUUUUACUUUUGCUAUGUAUUGGUUCUUGCAUGUAUGAAACUUGCUGUUAAUUUCGCUUUGGGGUUCAUGUAUUUUACUUUUGCUAUGUAUUGGUUCUUGCAUGUAUGAAACUUACUGUUUCAAACUAUGAGACCCAUCGUCCUAUAUAUUAAUCAAAAAGUAAGGUUACAUUACAA